Protopolystoma xenopodis is the source of this 264-nucleotide messenger RNA. NCBI's taxonomy places the organism in Eukaryota, Metazoa, Platyhelminthes, Monogenea, Polystomatidea, Polystomatidae. The record is from the annotation of a GenBank genome assembly.
AUGCCCCAUUCGACUAAUGCCAUCUCAAUGCAAUCUACUGAGAGGGUUCCUGAGGCUAGUCUGGCUGAGGCUUCGGAUACGAUGGAGGUCAAACGGCAGGAUAGAGUGAAUUUACGGGCUACUAGGUCGCCUGAUCGCCUAGCUGAAGAAUUGAUCAGUUCCAGAACAACUCUAGAGCAUUGUCUCAAAAGUCAUUCCAAGGUAAAUAAGGAAAAUAAACUAUUGAAUGCAUACAUAAAGAUUAUUAACUUACUUAAGGAAUGA